ACUACGCAUGCGCAAGGACUGAACACCCACACCCACACACCCUCACAGAGCUCACAGGGAGUGCUGGUUGUGAGGGAGGGUGCUCUCAGAGCAGUGUAAGGUAGUGCCUGGUAGUGUGUGCACUGAACUCUGACUGAGGAGGUGGAGCCUCUGAUCUGGCCAGAGUAUGAGAUGGGUCACAGGUGGUGGACCUCGAGAUAGCCACCAUAGAGAAACAACAACACACAAGAGAGAGUGACCAUCAUCACCAGAGUGCUGCAGUACUCAAGGUUACCAGUCUUGUACUGUUAGUUCCUAUAGAGAUCUGUUGUUGCUAGGCAACCAUAUCUAAUUCUAAUCGCACUAGUCCAGAGGAACGAGAACGAAUCGUUGCGAAGCACGAUAUGGGUCAGGAGGAGGGUGCUGUGAUAGAGGACUGGGAGGACCCUGACCUCUCACUCUACACCACCACUGACAGAUAUGGCUUCAUGCAGCUGAGUGGACUGAUGAUGUGGCCCAGUUCAGAGGACCCAAGAAGCCUGUCACUAAAGAGUGUGUGCUCAUCAUAGACACUGUGUCUGGGGAGGCAGUACUGGAGAGGAUCAGUAACAACAUCCAACUCAAGGCCAUCAGAUAGGAGAUGAUGUUGCCGGGUAUGUGAGGACAGUGAAAUUGGUUCAGUUAGAGAGAGAGAGCAAUCAAGUGGGCCACCAUGGUCAGUCAGUGGGACCAUAGAUAAUAGAGACAGGGAUUGGAAACGUUCACGUGACCCAGUAUACAACCCAUGUAGUGACAUCUUGCAGCUGUGUCAUAUGCGUGUCUCGCGGUUACAAGUGUUAAUUGUUUGUUUACUAUUCUACUCUUUUGACAAUUGGAUGGCUAUGAAUCUGCUUUAGACCACAAAACUGUGUAGCCACCCCCGCAAUCAUCUUAUGUGUGCUAUACCAGUGUUAAAUCUCUGUUUUCUGCAGGAAAACCUCUAUGAAGAAAGGUUAGUAGAGAGUCAAAGUGUUACAAUAUACUUGUGGAGUUUUUAGAACUUUAUUAAAGUUUUCUGUACAUUUUUAGAAACAAGAGUAGAUUCAUUUGACAGCACUGUGUUGCACUGUCCUGUUGAUUAGUCCAAAUACAUGUUUAAGGACCAGUUGUAACAGUAAAUCAGUGCAGAAUCAUUGGUUGCUGUGUGGAGUUUUCCUGACCUUGCAAAUGAUUAAGAACAAGUGUUAAGGAGUCUCAUUUGCUAAGAAGUGGUUGUAGAAAUGCAUGGUUAAUAAAGAUUAACAUAUAAAUAUUCUGAGAGAUCACAACAUUAAAAUGUCCUGCAUGUACAUGUACGUAUGUAUGUGUAGGUAAUACUGAUGCGAUGGAACAUAGACAGUUUACGUUUGGUAAAUUAAAUGUAAUAAUGCUGAAAGGCACCGACUAGGGUCUUGAAGGCUCAAAACCAGCCCAACAGUGCACACAUACACAAUGAUCACAAUGAUUCCGUAUCAGAAAAGGUAAACUUAAUGGUAACAAUUUUGUUAUUGCUAUUGUUCACAGGUUCCAUCUCUUGCUGACAUCCAGUCUAGAUAUUUAUUAGUGCCGUCAUACAUCGAACAAAGUAGUAAUGGUGUUCUUCUCAUUUAUUUCAAUCUUGGCCAACUCCUGAGCUGCACCUUGAAACAUCGAUCACAGUUUGAGAUUUAAGUCUCCCUGGCCCUGAGCAAGCACUGCCACAAUUUUUUUCCACAGAUAUUGGUAAUCAAGCUCACUUGCUGCAGUACUACCAGUGACUGUUUCUGCCUAGCCUGCGCCUGGAGACUAGCUUGCUGCUUGCCGUAGGAAUAUUAAACCAUUGCCACCUGUCAUGUAACUCUAUUAAAUCCCCACCAUUAAUUGGUCACGUGAUGGAGACACGCAUCUGAACCAAGAAUGCUAUGAAUAUCAUUACGUUUCCAAUCCCUUUCUGUGCUCUAUUAUCUAUGGUGGGACAGAUACAACCACUCAUCAACACUGCACAGAAGGGUCAACAAAGGGAUCCCUAACCCAGUGCGUGGGUCAGUGUGGAGACAUGUGCUCGAUAUUGAGAACCUACGACAAGACGGUAUCUAUGAGGCUAUGAAGGAGUUGGGCAGACGCACAUCACCUGACGUACGACAGAUUGAUCUGGACGUGUUGAGGACGUUCAGGAACCACAUUAUGUACAGGGAACGGUAUGGGAUCAAGCAGCAGGCCUUGUUCCAUGUGCUGGUGGGCUACUUCAUGUACAAUCCUAGCCUGGGCUAUUGUCAGGGAUGAGCAGUAUUGCAGCCGUGCUACUCAUGUAUCUCAAUGAGGAGGAUGCAUUCUGGGCUCUCGUGGCUUUAAUAGGGAACAAGAAGUACACUGUGCAUGGUCUACUGAUACCAGGGCUGCCCAAACUGUUGGCCUAUUGUGACUAUCAUGCUGACAUGAGGAAGAGGCUGUUGCCCAAACUAGACAGGCAUCUGAACAAGUAUCAUGUGAAUGCCUCAGAGUACAGUGCUGCUUGGUUUGUGAAGCUUUAUCUAGACGCUCUUCCGUUCCAGUUGGUCCUGCGUAUAUGGGAUGCCUUAUUCUUCCAGGGAGAGAGUGUCCUUGCUGCCAUGUCCCUAGUGGUGCUCAAGAUGAACACUAGGCAGUUUCUUCGCGAGCGAGAGGAUGGUAUUCGUAUCUCUCUCCAGGAGCUAUCUCGUCAGUCCUUCAACGAAGAUGAGGUUAUCGCUGAGCUACAGAGUGUGACUGCCGACCUCAGCAAGUCUCGACAAGCCAUCCCACAAGUGGUGGAGCUGGUGAAACUGUCAGAGCUCAACAGACAAGCGUUGGAGAGAGCUGCUUUGAACUCUGCCUCUAGUGGAAACUCAUGAUAGCUUAGUGGUGACUGGAGCUAGUCCUGAUUCUAGUGCAGAGUCGUGGGUGUGAGCCCACCCCCUCAAUCUUGUCUGUUUCUAUGGUUACACUGAUUGUUUGUAUGUCACCACACCAACUGUAUACAAGUGUGCUUCACUGUUACUGUAUGUUGUCUUGUGUAUAUAAUGUAUAUCGGAAACAAUAUUCAAUCAACUGACACAUAAUUGUACGAUAAUGAUGCUUAUAAUUAUAUAAUAAACAUGGAA
This is a messenger RNA of Halichondria panicea, 3095 nucleotides long. RefSeq names its product USP6 N-terminal-like protein. The record is from RefSeq and is a predicted model, not a curated record. The transcript has 11 exons. Bases 2256 to 2846 code for a protein of 196 amino acids. NCBI's taxonomy places the organism in Eukaryota, Metazoa, Porifera, Demospongiae, Suberitida, Halichondriidae.